This is a messenger RNA of Zootermopsis nevadensis, 3678 nucleotides long. Its product is annotated as general transcription factor 3C polypeptide 3. Lineage: Eukaryota; Metazoa; Arthropoda; Insecta; Blattodea; Termopsidae. Gene Ontology annotation, molecular function: protein binding. Gene Ontology annotation, cellular component: transcription factor TFIIIC complex. Gene Ontology annotation, biological process: transcription by RNA polymerase III. The record is from RefSeq and is a predicted model, not a curated record.
GCUUGUCUCGCGAAGGACAGCAGAUCUGUCGGCGAAAGCUCCUGCCAUAGUUGCGAACUGUCAUCGUCUGCCAUCAGCAAUACAGAAGUAACAUAUCGCCUUAGUCUGUGUGUUGAUGUGUGGAACUGGAAACAAGUGCAAAACAUUUUGAAUACUCACGAGAGUGAAGAUGUUGGUCUUUGAUUUGUACGUCGUGUGAACAUUGGAAUCUACCUACCAACUUACCCACAUGGCGCGCCGCGGCGUUGUAACCCAUAACAACAUCGACGAUAUUUGCAAGAUGGCAUCAAAAGAAGAACCAGAAACAUUGCAGGAAGGUGGAGUAAGUGCUGUUCCAGCAGUAAUAGCAAUGAAAACCUCAACAGAUCUUGAUAGUGCAGUAGUGAUGGAAGAAAUUAUUGAAGAAGAUUUGGAAAUGAUUGAUUCAAGUGAAUUUAUAGAAGCUCACACUGUAAAUAUGGAUGAUGGAGAAAUGAGAUAUGAUGGGAAACUGAUAAUAGAUGAUGAUUUUGAUUAUGAUUCAGACAUUGAAGGACAGCAAAGUUUUUCAGAGUAUGUUGAAGAUGAAAUUGUGACUAAGGAACAAGAAAAAGAACUUACUAAUAGGUUUUUGAAUGGAGAAUUGACAUUCAGUGAGUAUGCAGCAUUAAUGGAAGGAAAUGAAGUUGAUGAUAGUGCUGAUGCCCAGUGUACAGCAUCAAAUGCCACAGCAUCAGCAGCAGAUGCAUUUGAGAAGGAGUUGAAAGAAUCUAGCAGACUAAAGGGAAGAAGAAGGAGUGCCGUAGAUGGUGUGAGAAAAAGACGUAGAAUUCUUCCACCUGCCCUUCAGGGAUUGAUGGGUGAAGCAAACUUGCGUUAUGCACGUGGUGAACGGGAGACAGCAGUCAAAAUGUGUUUGGAAAUCAUUCGCCAAGUUCCUACAGCUCCAGAACCAUUUCAGACAUUGGCUGUACUGUAUGAAGAAUUGGGUGCUCCAGACAAAUCAUUACAGUUUGCUCUGAUUGCAGCACAUUUAAGUCCUCAUGAUGUAGAGCAAUGGAUACGCCUAGCAGUAAUGUCUGAAGAACAGGGGGACAUAAAGCAAGCUGUCACUUGUUAUUCCAAGGCUAUUACUGCUGAUGCCAGCAAUGUAGAAGUCCAUAUGAAAAGAGGAAUGUUACUGGAACAGAUUGGAGAAAGAAAGACUGCCCUUAGAGGAUACCAAAGGCUCCUUUCUCUGCUUACACCAGAACAAGGAUCAGUUAUUGUCCAGGUAGCCAAGAUGCUGGCUUGCAAAUUUCAUGAAGAUGAUGAAUUAGCAAAAGCAAAGGAAACGAUGGAAGUUGUAUUUAAGAAAGUUCCUCACCUUGUUACUUCAGAAGAUGUAAACCUUAUGCUUGAACUGUUACUUAGUCAGAAGGAGUACACUCGUUGUCUUGAGAUAUUGGUCCAGCAUUGUGGUAUUGAAGUGGAAGCAGAGUCACUGGCUGAAAAUGCUGACCCGCCACUAGUAGUAUUACAUUGCACUAUACCAGAAUCACUUGCAAUUGAUUUACAUGUAAAACUUACAGUUGUUUUAAUUCACUUGAAAGCUUUUCAUAUGUUGGAUAUGCUGUUGGAACCUCUGGAAGAAAAAAAUCCAGAAGAAGCUGGUGAUCUUUACUUGGAUGUAGCUGAAGCCUUGAUGAAUGAAGGGAGAUACAGAGAUGCCCUCAGACUUUUAAAUCCAUUGGUGGAAAGUGAUAACUAUAGCUUAGCUGCAGUUUGGUUGAGGCAAGCAGAGUGUUUGAAAGUUUGUGGACUGCUGGACAAGGCAGCAGCAUCCUAUGAGAUGGUAGUACAACAGGCACCCCAGCACUUACAGGCUCGAAUUAUACUCUCAGGGUUGUUGAAUGAACUAGGACGUGGGGAAGAAGCAUUAGUUGUUCUUACACAGGAUGCAGAAUCCGAAGUCCUAGAACCUGGGCUUCUGUAUGAAAAAUGCAUGUUGCUGAAAGGAGUAGAAGAACGGACUGAAGAAUUUUUGGCUGUUGGACAGCUUCUGUUGUCAAGACAUUUUGUCCGCAUUCGUAAUAGGGAUGAACUCUAUGCUCUUACAAGACUGAGACGUAUAGAGAAGAAGACGGAGGCACUGAAAGAAAUCCGCACCUCUCGAGGAGAACCACAGUUUGAUACUGAUGCUCCAGAUUUUAGAGUAGGCAAAAACUCGCCGUCAGUUGAGGAAGAAUGGGCUCUGUUUCGAGAAAUGUGUCAAACUUGCUACAGAAUUGGAAGAUUUGGUUUGUUGCAAAGAUUGGCAUUCUCUGCAAUGGGUUCUAAACUUUUCUAUUCUAAUCCUGACAGAGUACUUGAGAUGGAAUUUCUAUGCCUUCUUGCUUGUUUCUACAAUGCUGAUGCAUACUAUGGUUACAACCUUGCCAGGGAUCAACUUCUGAAAGAGAUGAAACUUCCACGUAUAUGGAACUUAUUCAACCUUGUUCUUCAGCGAGCUGAUGAUGUUCGCCAUAAUCGUUUCCUUAUGCGUCUUUUGGCUCGACAUCCCAACCAUUCUGCCUUGACCCUUCUACAUGCUAACAACUGUCUAGUGGCUGGGACUUACAAGUAUGCCCUAAGUGAAUAUGCUGCAACAUUCCGUUCAAAUCCUACCUCACUAUCAGCCUUCCUGCUUGGUGUUACACUCUUCCAGAUGGCAUGCCAGAAGUUCUCAGCUAAGAAACAUUCACUAGUAACACAGGGUCUUGCUUUCAUGUGGAAGUAUAAACAAUACCGAGGAGAAGACGGAUAUCAGGAAGUCCAUUACAAUAUUGGACGGGCCUUUCACCAAUUGGGACUUCUUCCUGCUGCAAUAUACCAUUACAAAGAAGCACUAAACUUCACUUCACCUCUCAUUGAGACUUACCCACAUUUACUGGACCUGAAACAAGAAGCAGCAUUCAAUUUGUAUCUUAUUUACAUGAGUACUGGUGCAUGUGACAUUGCACGCAGCUAUAUUGACAAAUAUAUUGUUAUUUAAAAUUCUGUUGUCAUGACUGUGUUGAGAUUCUGUUAUUAUAUGGUUAUCCCAGUUUUCCAAUGUUCAAUUAGUUCUUAGCAUUUAAAUCCAAAAUAUGGAAUAUAUGCUGUUUGUGCUGAUAGUUAAGUUUCAUUACUCUGAGAUACCUGUGAGCUCUUCACUUAUAUUCAUCUUUCUUUUUUGUUUUGUUUUUCCUGUCACAGUAAAUCAUUCUUAGCUUGAAUCGUGAUGUGACAUUCUCAGCAAAUGUGGUUGGCAUAAUGACAGCAGAGUGGACUGGAAUGCAUUUAAUCUGCAUAUCAUUACAUCUGUUAGUGAAAGAAAGUAUAUGAUGUGAAAUUUUCAAGGUGGUUCUGAUACCAUAUUUUAGAAAGAUUUCUCAGAUCACUAAUUCUUAAAUGGUACAGGGGCAGUUUUACAGUUUCUUACUGGGAUGGUUAUAUAACUGUAGAAAUUUAAAACUGUUUUGGCUAUAUGAAAAGUUUUCACAGGACAAGAAAGUUGGUGUUUGUUACCUGCAUCAUAUUUUUUAGACUGGUUAUUUCAGGACACUUUGUUAUAAGCAGUGGAUUGAAAAGUGUAUUCAGUAAGCAGGGUUUUUUUCCAUCAUAGGUCAUAAAAUUAAAGUUGCCUACUCUUGUUUUUUCUCAUCCUCUUAAUUGCCAAAAUAAAGCAUGUUUCAAGCA